Pygocentrus nattereri (red-bellied piranha) is the source of this 3163-nucleotide messenger RNA. RefSeq names its product serum/glucocorticoid regulated kinase 1 (gene sgk1). Bases 373 to 2160 code for a protein of 595 amino acids. The record is from RefSeq and is a predicted model, not a curated record. Gene Ontology annotation, molecular function: ATP binding; protein serine/threonine kinase activity. Gene Ontology annotation, biological process: protein phosphorylation. NCBI's taxonomy places the organism in Eukaryota, Metazoa, Chordata, Actinopteri, Characiformes, Serrasalmidae. The transcript has 14 exons.
AGCUAGAGCAAUAAAGCAAAGGCACUCUUCUCUGGAGGUGCAUCAUGCGCUCUGUCUCUCAUUGAUAAAGUGCAGUGAUUGGUUCCGUCUCUUUCUCUCUCUCUCACACACACAUGCAGACAGUGCUGCACUGCAGCGAUACAGAGUCAGGAGCUCCGCGGGCAAGCUGUAAGAGCAACGACAUCAUCACCACCUUCAUCAUCAUCAUCACCAACAGUUAUCAGCAGCAUCAGGACCAGCAACGUCCGGCUGCAGCGACAUCAUCACCAGCAGCAGCAGCAACAGCGACCAACCACAGCAACCUGGAGCAUCGCACACAACCACACCGGCGUCACACUGGGGUCUGCGGAGUGCGCGGGGCGGCCGGAGGCCAUGCGGCUGGUCCACAGCACAGAGAAGCAGGCCUUCUCCUUUAAAAAGUGCUCUGCCUUCCAGUUCGUCAAGAGGAAGGUGCGGAGGUGGAUGAGGAAUCCGAAGGUGAGUGUGGAGAAAUCUCAGACUAAAGGCUUCCUCUCGCCAUGUCCCAAGUGUCAAGAUGGACAGGAUCUGUGGUAUACACAUUUCCCCACAACGUACGCCUGCUGCCCCUACAGCCCUGGAGGAUACUACCUACCCCACCCGCCCAGCCCUCUCUGCCAGCCCUGCACAGCAGGCUCACGGGACAAGAACAAAACCUGCAAGGUGAGAAAGUGGAAGAUGCUGAGUCGUCAUCACAGUGAUGGUAAGGCAAAGGAGGUGGAGCCUGAGGGUCAGGUGAUCUGCCCAUGGGCCAUGUCGCCCCUGCUGGGUAAUCCUGUGCUGUUGGAGUGCUGCGUCUGCAGUGGCCCCUUCAUCACCUACAGCAGUGAGGAGGCCUGGCAACCACGGCAGCGCACACAGGCCAUGGACCUCUACUACCAUGGAGAUGCAGAUCCAGACUACAGCUGCUCCUCAGACACUACCUUUAUGAAACAGAGGAGAAUGGGACUGAAUGAUUUUAUUCAGAAGCUUGCCACCAACUCCUAUGCAUGCAAACACCCAGAGGUGCAGUCCAUUUUGAACCUGACACCACCACAAGAUGCCGAGCUGAUGAACGCUAACCCCUCUCCUCCUCCCAGUCCAUCUCAGCAGAUAAAUCUGGGUCCUUCCUCCAACCCCACCGCCAAACCCUCAGACUUCAACUUCCUGAAGGUCAUUGGAAAAGGCAGCUUUGGCAAGGUGCUGCUGGCCCGCCACCGAGGUGAUGACAAGUUCUACGCAGUCAAAGUGCUACAGAAGAAAGCCAUCCUGAAGAAGAAAGAGGAGAAACACAUUAUGUCUGAGCGUAACGUGUUACUGAAGAAUGUGAAGCACCCGUUCCUGGUGGGCCUGCAUUACUCCUUCCAAACUGCUGACAAACUCUACUUCGUACUGGACUACAUCAACGGGGGAGAGCUCUUCUACCACUUGCAGAGGGAGCGGUGUUUUCUGGAGCCCCGUGCCCGUUUCUACGCAGCCGAGAUUGCCAGCGCUCUGGGGUACCUACACUCUCUGAACAUUGUGUAUCGGGACCUGAAGCCUGAGAACAUCCUGCUGGACUCCCAGGGUCACAUCAUCCUCACAGACUUUGGCCUGUGCAAGGAGAACAUCGAGCCCAAUGGAACCACGUCCACCUUCUGUGGAACACCAGAGUAUUUGGCUCCCGAGGUAUUGCAUAAGCAGCCGUAUGACAGAACAGUAGACUGGUGGUGUUUGGGCGCUGUGCUCUAUGAGAUGCUAUAUGGCCUGCCUCCAUUCUAUAGCCGGAAUACAGCAGAGAUGUAUGACAACAUCCUGAACAAGCCUCUGCAGCUAAAGCCCAACAUCUCCAAUGCUGCUCGACAUCUGUUGGAGGGCCUGCUCCAGAAGGACCGGACCAAGAGACUGGGCUGCACUGAUGACUUUACUGAGAUCAAGAACCACAUGUUCUUCUCCCCCAUUAACUGGGAUGAUCUGAAUGCUAAGAAACUCACCCCUCCUUUCAACCCCAAUGUGACUGGCCCGAAUGACCUACGUCACUUUGACCCAGAGUUUACAGACGAGCCAGUUCCCAGCUCGAUUGGCUGCUCGCCUGACAGUGCUCUGGUGACAGCCAGUAUCAGCGAAGCAGCUGAGGCUUUCCUGGGCUUCUCCUAUGCUCCCACCAUGGACUCUUACCUGUAGCCUGUCACUAUGGAGACACCAUCCCAUAGACUCUUACCUGUAGCUCAUUGCCAUGGAAAUGCCGUACCCAUGGAGUCACACCUGUAGUGCAUCACUAUGAGAACGAAGCCAGCCCCAUUUUCCCUGCCCACGGAUAGGUGGGCUGUUUGCACAUGGCCUAAGGCAGCUCCACGGGCCUUAAAUUUUAAGGCCUAAAUCUCACACAUUGAGAGAACUGACUUCAUCUUUAUUGCCAUCAUCGUCUUUGACUGCGCUGAGCAUGGUUACUUCUCCGCUUACACCCAGUUCAGGGAGGCAGAGAGGGACAGAGUUGGACUGCUGUUGGGUACAUUUGUUUGUUUUUGAUCCCUCAACACAUCUGCUUUUUUGAGGGCUUUGUUGUUUUCAGGAGGUGCAGAAUGUUUUUUUGUUUUUUUUCACAGAAAUGUUUAGAUGUGCCUUCAUCUUUUCUCUCCCUUUCCUCAAAUGUGUACGUGUCUUCUGGGUCAUGCAACCAAGCUUACGCCAGCACAUGAUCUCAGUUUAAUCACGCUGUCAUGAUUUGGCUGGGUGACUCUAUUGGCUUUACAGCUUAUGGAAAGAUGUCUGUCGCACAUUGUGCUACUAUGACGUUAACAUUCAUUUCAGUUUUCUCCAUUUUUAAUUUUUUUAUGCUUAACUCGACCAAGUGGGCCAGUGCUGGACGAUUUCGCUGCUACAUGAGUGUAGAUAGACACCUGGACCAACCAAUCAGACGCCUCGUCUCAUGUUAGUCUUCCAGCCUCCUCUGUGAUGUAAUAAUGCCGCUCAGAAAAGCAUUCCGAUUCCAUCCGAACACCACAUUCCAUUCAGUAUGACUGUACUGCUAUUUAAGUUUGUUUGUAUAUUUUGAGUCUGUGUAUUAGUUUUAAUGUAUAUGGAACAACUAAAGAUAUGCUUAUAUGUAACAAUAACUGUUUAAAAAAACUGUUCAAAUAUGUACUGUAAAAUUGUAAAAUGUUUUGAUUUAUGUGACUUUGUUUGG